GGGCGCGGCCCCUUUAAGAGCGGCGCCGCCAUGAUCUGUCUGGUGCUGGGCAUCUUCGCCGGCCUCUUCCAGAGCGCCUUCAGCGGGGCCAGCGAACGCACCUUCGUGGCCAUCAAACCAGAUGGGGUCCAGCGGCACCUGGUCGGGGAGAUCAUCCGGCGGUUUGAGAGGAAGGGGCUGCAGCUGGUGGGGCUCAAGCUCCUGCAGGCCUCGGAGGAGCUGCUGAAGGAGCACUACAUCGCCCUUCGUGACCGCCCCUUCUACAGCCAGCUGGUGAAGUACAUGAGCUCUGGGCCCGUGGUGGCCAUGGUCUGGCAGGGCCUGGAUGUGGUCAAGACAGUUCGCACAAUGAUUGGGGAGACUAACCCAGCCAACUCCAGGCCUGGCACCAUCCGAGGAGACUUCUGCGUUGAAGUCAGCAAGAACGUGAUCCACGGCAGCGACUCGGUGGAGAGCGCCCGGCAGGAGAUCUCCCUCUGGUUCCGCCCGGAGGAGCUGACCUGCUGGGAGAACACGGCCGAGCACUGGAUCUACGCGUGAGCAGGAAGGGGAGCCCCAGGGGAAGUCCAUCUUCCUGACUGGGCACGGGACGUUUCCAUUCAUUUCAUUGCAGCCGCUGGGGCUGGAUGUGGAUCCUGCUGCGGCGUCGCGUGCUGGGGGGGUUUCUGUUCUGCGCGUGGGUGGAGGGGUCCCGGGAGCUGGUCUCUGCAACUCUCUGCUUCAGCUCCCACCAGCAGUAGCUGUUUCUUUUUCUUUUCUUUUUUUUCCCCCCCUUAAUCUCUCUGCCAUAGUAAGUAGUUGUAUUGUUGCUUAGUUUGCUGCAGCACCUGAAAUCCCAAGUAGCUCGAGGGGAUUUAUUGAAGUGAAAAGCGGGCCCUGUGCCCGGUCCUGGGUGUUCUCAGCCCUGCCUGGCACAGGAGAACGUGUGCUCCUCGCCGCUGGGAGAGGGGCUCUGGUCAGCACGAGGUGAUGCCAUGGAAAGAACCCACCUGCAUUUCUGUAAGGUUUGUCACCAAAGGCUUUUAGAUCAUUCAGCUGCUACAGGAUAAGGGGGAAAGUUUCCCCAUUCCAAGAUGAGGAAUGAAGGACAGGAGGAACUGCUUGCUCUCCCUUGGUGGUGUGAAAUGUGUUCACCUGAUUGGUGCCAGCACCUUUAACCGUUCUGUUUGUCCUUGUAUCACUGCUGUCCUAGGAGAAGCAGGACGAUGUGUCUGUAGUUUCUAUUUCUUGCAAAAACCCCCUAACGAA
Calidris pugnax (ruff) is the source of this 1248-nucleotide messenger RNA. It is a transcript of the gene NME3, whose product is annotated as NME/NM23 nucleoside diphosphate kinase 3. The coding region runs from base 31 to 540 and encodes 169 amino acids. The transcript has 5 exons. Gene Ontology annotation, biological process: CTP biosynthetic process; GTP biosynthetic process; UTP biosynthetic process. The record is from RefSeq and is a predicted model, not a curated record. NCBI's taxonomy places the organism in Eukaryota, Metazoa, Chordata, Aves, Charadriiformes, Scolopacidae. Gene Ontology annotation, molecular function: nucleoside diphosphate kinase activity.